This is a messenger RNA of Toxotes jaculatrix (banded archerfish), 1886 nucleotides long. RefSeq names its product sirtuin 3 (gene sirt3). The transcript has 8 exons. NCBI's taxonomy places the organism in Eukaryota, Metazoa, Chordata, Actinopteri, Toxotidae. Gene Ontology annotation, molecular function: NAD+ binding. Bases 397 to 1464 code for a protein of 355 amino acids. The record is from RefSeq and is a predicted model, not a curated record.
UGUAGGAGGCGUUUCUACAGCUAGCUAAGAUCUCUGUCAGUAAAGUUGAUUUCUUAGCCGCUAUAUAUUUUAUUGUUAUUGCCCUGCGGGUUAGUUGUUGUACAUUAACGGCGAAUAAUUAAAAAAAAAAAUCGGCGAUAAAGCAAAGUAGCACAAGACCGAGCAGUUUCGUGUAGCUGAAGUUAGAUUAAAUCAUACAUUACUAGAGUAUACAGUACUGCCUGGUGCGUCAUAAGGAGGUCAAAGGACGUUUCAGCAGAAAGACUAACAGUUACAUUUUCAAAUGGAGAAAAUGUCCUAACUGCUCGUCUCCGUGUUUGGAAACUCGCUUGUUGUAAAACGGUAAUAACAGGAGUUAUGCAGUGAAGGUCUGCGGGUGGUUUAGUUUGCUGAGAUAUGGCUUCUGUGCUGAGCUCCUCGCUGCUGUCACCUGCCAGACUUUGCUGUUUGUAUCGCAGUUUGUGCUCAAGAGCAAGCAGGACGCUCUCUGCACACGUGUUUAUAGGUUUUGGUCAAAGGAGUUUGUGUCCAGCUGAAGGUGCUGUAGCUCUGUCCAGAAAAUCAAACUCUCCUUGGUGGGAUGGAACUCGAGGACUUUUCUCCCGUGGUGGUGGUGGUGCAGCGGCCGAGCAGCAGACCCUGGAGGACAUCGCCAAAAACAUUAGAGAACAGCAGCACAAGAGGGUGGUGGUGAUGGCCGGAGCUGGCAUCAGCACGCCUAGUGGCAUCCCAGAUUUCAGGUCUCCAGGCAGCGGUCUGUAUGACAACCUGCAGCAGUAUGACCUGCCCUACGCCGAGGCCAUAUUCGAGAUCGGCUUUUUCCAUCGAAACCCCAAUCCCUUCUUUACCCUGGCCAAGGAGCUGUAUCCAGGAAACUACCAGCCCAAUCUGACCCACUACUUUGUGCGUCUGCUUCACAAGAAGGGUCAGCUUCUCAGGAUGUACACACAGAACAUCGACGGGCUGGAAAGAUUGGCAGGGAUUCCUCCUGAGAUGCUGGUCGAGGCCCAUGGCACGUUUGCCACCGCCACCUGUACUUCCUGCCUGAGGAAGUACGAGGGCGAGGACCUACGACCAGAUGUGAUGAGUGGGACGGUCCCUCAGUGUCCCACCUGUAAAGGUGUGGUAAAGCCUGACAUUGUGUUUUUCGGGGAGGAGCUUCCACAGCAUUUUUUCAAGUACCUCACAGACUUCCCUCUGGCAGAUCUCCUGAUCAUCAUGGGCACUUCACUGGAGGUGGAGCCCUUUGCCAGCCUGGCAGGAGCCGUGCGCAGCUCAGUUCCCCGUCUGCUCAUCAACAGGGACUUGGUAGGGCCAUUCGCCUGGAGCCGGCGGCCUCAGGACGUCGUGCAGCUGGGUGACGUGGUCGGUGGUGUGCAGGCCCUGGUCGAUGCUCUCGGCUGGACUGAGGAGUUGGACGCUCUGAUGGCUGCUGAGAAGGCUACAGCAAAGAGAGAAGAGUGACACCACUGCACUACAUCAAGCUGGAGAUCUGGAGAUCUUUGUUCUUGCACUCAGCAGCUAAAACACCCAAACUUCAGGACAAAAUCCACAUGACUUUUUUUUUUUUUUGCACAUAGUUGUUUUACUGAGGAUCAUGUACUGAACAGAAGCACUGGGGUCACUGGGUAUAUCUGUGGAAAUACAGUGUAAAAUAAAUAUUUCUCAGUCCAUUAUCAGUGAUGUGCAGGUAAGUGAUUCACAGCAAUGAUGUGCUGGAAAAAACAGGUGAACAUGAAAAGAAGCGGAAUAUCUUGUGCAGCUCACUCACAAGAUUUGACCUGAUAAUGAAGAUGUGCAUUAUUAUUAUUUAUUUGGUGAAGAGAAGGACGGUGUGUGUGUGGGACUGAGUCAAAAUAAAGUACAGUGUGUGUGUGUGUGGAUCA